This is a messenger RNA of Panonychus citri (citrus red mite), 1625 nucleotides long. Its product is annotated as probable phospholipase A1 magnifin. The transcript is spliced from 4 exons. Gene Ontology annotation, molecular function: lipase activity. Lineage: Eukaryota; Metazoa; Arthropoda; Arachnida; Trombidiformes; Tetranychidae. Bases 179 to 904 code for a protein of 241 amino acids. The record is from RefSeq and is a predicted model, not a curated record.
AAUAUUUGUUCAAUUGUCUAUUCUACCCUCUAGAAUGCUAAAGAUUGGAAGAUAUAAAAAGGAUAAGUUAUCAACUGAAUUUACAUCAGUUUCAUUCAACUUAAGUUACUUCUGUAACAAUCAUCAAAGUUUCAUUUCUUUUUAGGUGAGCAGAAAAAAAUCAAUUAUCUUAAUCAUCAUGAAUUUCAACCAUGUGAAAGUACUCUUGCUUCUAGUUACUCUCUCUGGAACUAUUACUUUAGCUGUUAACUACGAAUCACAUCAACAUUCAAAACGAGAUACCACUGGACAAGCGCCUAUUAUCAGUGAUAAGGAUGAUGAUAACGGUGACAAAUUGACAAUGAAAGGUACCAACAAUAUACUUCCAUCAUUUUUAUCAAAACUGUUGCCAAUAGCAGAAACUUCUCUCGGGGAUUCUUAUGAGAGUUUGUUGAAGAAAAACUCUACAGCUGAUUUCAAUCCAAAUUCUGCUCUCUUUUCACUUGCAAGAAUCAUUGGUUUUUAUCCCAAUUAUCGCAGUUAUUAUCAGAAUGAAACAAAAUUAGAGGCAAAGUUCGAUCCAGAUCUUGCUCCUAUUGUUGGCGUUAUUCACAGUGAUGACCCAAACAAUACUUUAGCUGGAAUAAGACUAAAGUAUCCGGAUAUUGAUCCCGCUGGUCAGAGUUUCGAUAUAAAUGACAAUAGAAAUCGUCUAGAUCCAACUGAUGCUCUCUUCGUUGACGUAAUUCACUCUGACGGUGGAGAAUCUGUUAUAGACGGAUUAGGAUUAGAGGAGCAGGUUGGUCGUAUGGAUUUCUACCCAAAUGGAGGAGAGCGACAAGCAGAAUCUGAUCUAAAUGAUACUCACUUCGUUGACGUAAUUCACUCUAAUGGAGACUUUAUUAAAGACAGUAAGUUGAAAUAAAACCUAGUCUAUGGUCAAAAUUCACAGAAUUCGAGUUAUUUUUACCACAAAGAAAAAAAAGAAUCACCUUAGUCACCUUACUGUGUUUCCAUUUUACACUAACUGUUUUUCUGUGAAAAUUAACUUGUUUACUAUUGAACGUAGCUAUUAAUACGUCCAAUAGGACAUUUGAACAAUCAUAAUCUGAUGAUCCAAAGACAUUUAUCACUGGUAAUUUUCACUGAUAUUUCUUAACCAUUUGAUUAGAGGCAAUCAAUCAAUUGAUUGAUUAUAAUUUCUUUCUUGUUGUUUCUAAUAUCUAUUGUCAGUCAGCAUUCACUUGUAUUACUGAAUUAAAGUUACUUUUUAUUAAGAGGAGAACUUUAUUGGCACCAAGUUGUGAUCAUUUCACUUUUGUUCACCGCAGUUAACAGAAAAUAAUUAAUAGCAAUUAAAAUGAUGAUAAUAGGAUGAGGAUGAAAAAAAGAUUUGAAAUGUUUACAGAAAAAGUGAGUUUGUCCUGAUGCUUUUUCGACAUUCACUGGCCGUUCAACUUUCGCUUUGGCCUUAAUGUCACGGAAUCGAUUUCUCCUUCCACCCUUCAUGCCAAAUGAGGAAACGAUUCAUUCAUAGUUUAAAAAACAAUCAAAAUCUCUUGACAAUUAACUAAUUGUUCAUCCAAAGAGCUUAACAUCAUUUUCACCAAUUCUCACUGUUAAUUAAACAUAUUUUCUCGGUUUAA